Fomitopsis serialis is the source of this 495-nucleotide messenger RNA. Its product is annotated as transcription factor S-II, central domain-containing protein. The annotation marks the transcript as partial. Gene Ontology annotation, biological process: DNA-templated transcription. Gene Ontology annotation, cellular component: nucleus. The record is from RefSeq and is a predicted model, not a curated record. The transcript has 2 exons. NCBI's taxonomy places the organism in Eukaryota, Fungi, Basidiomycota, Agaricomycetes, Polyporales, Fomitopsidaceae.
AAGUCAGCCUCGGGCGACGAUCCUGCGCGGAAGUAUUGCUUGACCAAGCUCGAGGAGAUAUUCUGUCCUAUUUUCUUCCGUCACCCUUUCCUGGACGGGAAGAAGGCCACCUCGGGUAACCUAGAGCCCACCAAGCAGGAAGAUCUCACCGAUGAGGAGAAAGAGAAGCUGGAGAUGACUGCGAAACAUUUCGCUGCAGACCUCGAGCAGUGUAUCUUCAACUUGUAUUCCGAUACUGACAAGAACGGGAAGCAUUUCGUGGGAAGCAAGUAUAAGGAGCGUUUCAGGAUGCUAACAUUUAAUCUAAGCAAACCUGAUCGUGUGCUACUUCAUAAGCGCAUAGCUUCAUCGAGCCUCGCGCCAAAUGAACUGUCGACAAUGACUUCUACCGAGCUGGCUGACGAAGAGACAAAGCAGUCCAUCAGGCAUGCUGAAGAGGAAGCGCUGGCUCAUUCUAUCCUCAAGAAACAGGCGCUUCCCCGUGCGAAGAUCACG